CGGAGCUGGAAGAGUCCGACCGAGCCACUGACCGACGGAUCGAGGGUUUGAGAGAGGGACAGGGAUCGGGACCCUGAGCGGGGUCGAAGACGCCCGGGCCAGCCCCCAGGUGCGGGGUCGAAGGUACCCGUCCCCCGCCCGAGAUGCGGUAGGAGCGGCGCGCGCGACAAGCCCCGUCCCCGGUGCCACCAGCCCGUCACCCGGCCCAUGGCGAGCCCCGGCCUGGGGCUGCUCUUGGCGCUCGGCCUGUCGCUGCUGCUGACCCGCUGGGGCCGGGUCUGGGGGCAAACACCGGACCCCACUGUAAGUGGGAACAGCACCAUUACACCCUCUGGCCCCAGCCCUGGCUCCAAUGGGGCCCUGUCGCAGGAGGCCACCAUUGCCAUCAUCGUGGUCUUCUCCCUCCUGGCUGCCGUGCUCCUGGCCGUGGGCCUGGUACUUGUGGUGCAGAAGCUUCGGGAGAAGCGACAGACGGAGGGCACCUACCGGCCCAGCAGCGAGGAGCAGUUCUCCCAUGCAGCCGAGGCCCAGGCUCCCCAGGACUCCAAGGAGACGGUGCGGGGCUGCCUGCCCAUCUAGGUCCCCUUCCUCUACCCAUCACCCUUCCUGGCUGUGUGACCUUGGGGGAAGGCAGAGCCCUCUCUGGGCAAUCAAACGCACCCAGCGCUUAAGAAUAGAAGGGAAGAAGGUGCUUUGAAGACUCUGCCCUUGAGGGCAAGGGAGACUGAGCCUGCUUACUUUUUAUAUAUAUCUAUGCAAUGGGCAGUGCGAAGUAAUACAACCUUUCUGUGAGCUGGUGGGGGCAGGAGUUAGCCUAGAUGGAGGAGACAGGCUGUUGAGAGAUGAAUUGUAAGGUCUCGAGGGUCCUAGGGGCUGGGAGGGCUUCCUGGAAGGGAAAGGCUUUUAGCUGCACCUAAGAGCCAGCCGCAGGGGAGGCUGCCUCGGGAGGGAAGGUGGGGAGUGGGGUGGGUUUCUGAGCAGGAACAGGGCUCCCAGGUAAACCCACCAGGAAAAACAAGCUUUGGGCUCUCGCAGCUUUAUUGAGGGG
Molecule: messenger RNA, 1048 nt
Organism: Kogia breviceps (pygmy sperm whale)
Lineage: Eukaryota; Metazoa; Chordata; Mammalia; Artiodactyla; Physeteridae
Gene: CRB3
Product: crumbs cell polarity complex component 3
Source: RefSeq, a predicted model, not a curated record